GGGAAAGAUACCAUCGAAAAUGCUGAAGUACAUCGCGUUAUUAGCCUUGACGGCGUCAGUGCAGUGCAACCCGCUGAAGGAGAACAGCAUAUCGGAAAAUUUAGUGGGAGUUAUAUCGGAGUGCAUCGAAAGAGAUACAUCUUUGUGUAUUAAGGAAAAAGCUCUUAAGUUUACCGAACGACUGGCCUUUGCCAAGGACAUGAAUAUCUUCGAUGGCAUGUCUCUGGUCAACAUUGGAUCGGCCCGAUCUGCCCGCAGCUACGAGCCUUUGGCCGAGGACCCAAAAGCUCGGGAAUUGCAACUAGACGAGAGGAUAGCCGACAAUAUGGGUGAUUUCUUGGAGAACCACGUUAUUCAACUUCGUUUGUCUGAGCCUGAAGCCGAGUCUAGGAGUUUGGAUGAUGAAGCUCGUGGCAAGAAAAAGAAGAAGCUGAAGCAGCUCCUUCCUCUUCUUCUCCUUUUGAAGUUGAAGCUGGCAGCUCUGAUCCCACUUUUCCUGGGUAUCAUUGCCUUUGUUGCUGUUAAAGCAGUGUUCCUUGGCAAGAUUGCCUUUGCAAUGAGCGCUUUCCAACUCAUCAGAAAACUUCUUAACAAGAACCAGUCUUCGGGAAGUUCCAGUAUCUCAUAUGCUGCUCCUCAUCACCACGAGGAGCAUCCAGGAUAUUCCUAUGAACCUGCCAGCAGCGGAGGCUGGGGUAGACAAGCCACUGACGCCCAAUCAUUGGCGUAUGCCGGUCAAUUGAACCACUAA
This is a messenger RNA of Bombyx mandarina (wild silkworm), 751 nucleotides long. RefSeq lists its product as uncharacterized. Lineage: Eukaryota; Metazoa; Arthropoda; Insecta; Lepidoptera; Bombycidae. Gene Ontology annotation, cellular component: membrane. The record is from RefSeq and is a predicted model, not a curated record.